AUGCAGCAUAAAUACGACGUGAUCCGAGGGGUAAAGAAGUAUCUAAAAGUAGGGGUUGAACCUCCGAGUUUGAGGAGUGCACCACGUCUUAUCAUGCGUAGUAGGUCGACGAUCAGUGAUGGACAACCGUAUGAAUUUGAUAUCGGUCGUUUUUCGCCAGGCAGCGCGAGCAGUAGUUUUUACAGUAUGCAGGAGGAAAGGGCGCCGAAGAGGCGAUCUAGCGAGAAGUUUACUCUGCGUGCAUUCCUUUUCGUGAAAGGUGAUAAAAAAUUUGGAAAUAUUGUAUGCGACUGUGCUACGUCUAGUAAAGCUGUUAAAGGGCUGAGAGAAGGAGAUGUUUUGCAUGUUAAUCCACUGGAUGAAGGGCGAAGUUUUUAUAUUAAGCAUACCACUGAAGAUCAUGAUGCUGGAACUUACCGGGAACAUAGGAUCUACAUUGAAAAGUCUAUCGCCAAUUAUUUUGGAGUACCGCAAAAUUCAGUUGUCGAAGUUUCUAUAGUUGAUAGAAGAGAUGUUGCGUUGGACAGCAUUGAACUGUCGUUCAAGGAGCGUUAUAUGAGUAGGGCCGAUAUGUGGCGUUAUCGUAAUUGCUUAGUUGACAACUGCCUUUUUAAAAAUAAAAAGUUGGAAUGGUUAGGGGUCCCAACAACUGUCACUGAUCAGUGGUUUAAGGGAGAAAUGGUCGAAAGUGGAUAUGUAUCAGAAGAUACUCGUGUAGUCUUCAGAUCUUCUAGUUCAUUAGUAAGUGUAUAUGUUCAAAUAAGUUCGGAAAUGUGGGAUAUGGACGUUUACGGCGAUUUAUAUUUUGAAAAAUGUGUGAACGGUUUUCUUCCUGAAUUGUUUGAACGUUGGAAACAUUACCAUUGUGCGCAUUAUGUUUCAUUUAUAGUAUGUUCAAGGUGGUAUGUUACUGAGGAGUUACUGACCGAACACAUGAAAACAAGCUUCUCCAAAGAUCACCGAAACAGAUAUUAUAAGGACUUCUAUCGCUUGCUUGUACAAAAUGAACACUAUGACGACUGGAGGCCGGUCCUCUCAAAGUUACUGAACAUAAGAAAGACAGAUUUGGCUUUGAAUGUGAGAAGAUAUUCCGGUGGUAAAUUUUAUACACUUUUACGCGGCAGCAGUGAUAGCAAAGUGUGUAGGGAACAGAGUGGAAAUGAACAUCACGAAAAGAAGAUUAACGGGGUAGCUUCUAAAUAUAGUGUUUCUCAUGUUCUAGUUCUUUUAGAUUUUGUUGAUUCUUGGCGUCUUUCAGCUCUAGAUCUUUCCAAUCGUACGCUGUUGAAUUUAGCUCUGAAUGAAACAAUUUUAAGUAUGCUAUCAUUUCUCGUGAAGCAAGAAUGUUCGGGGUCUGCACCACUGGCUCAGAUCUCAACAGCGGCGGAUGGAAAUUUUCUUCAGCUUCUGAAUCUUUGUAUGAAUUCUUUCGAGAUGUAUUAUAAGGAUCGUAGAUUUGAGACUACAGGAAGACAGAUAAUUUAUGUAACUGCUGGUGGUGGUGUUUUCAAUGUUGAUCGUUUGAUGGUUAAUUUCACGAAACAGCGUCUGAUAGACAUGGGGAUUUCAUUAGAUAUAAUUUCACUUGGCGAACAACCCUUACAUGUUGUUCCGCUGUUCGUUUUUCAGAGUUUGAAAGAGGAAAUCCGCGUAUUCUUAAAAAGUUUUUUAAGUUUUGGUUUACCCGGUGUGUGCGGUUUUUAUGAAGACUACUUCAUACCUCAUUGGAUGAAUUAUUCCUAUUACCAAAUCAAUCGGAAGUCUGCCGUAUCAGUGAAGUUUAAACCUAGAAUAACAAUGCCGGAUAGGCUUUUAAAUGACUUGAAGUCUGGUGUUGUGAUGGAAACGACCGACAAAGCCGUAAAAGAUUUUGAAGAACAUGAUCAGCUUGCUUUUGCUUCUCUAAUUGAGGGAGCACCAACUAAAGCCGUAUUUCCCAAGGAAGAUACGGAAGAAAAUCACAAUAAGUUUAGUGGAUGUAGUGGAACGUCGCCUAAAGCUCCAGUUUUUGAAAGCGAAAGGGCCGUGUAUGGGUCGCAUAAUCCGAGGAUGGUCCAGAAUGAUUUCCAAGGCCGUCAGAAAGAAAUAGCUUUAAGAGCUGGAUCUCUAGAAUCGAUUCAAGAUCGAGUUGCAAGGAGUGGUGUCACGAGCGUUAUGCGCUCUUUAAUCAACCCUUUCAAGCCUGAAGAGUUUAGCGGUACGUUAUUUUCUAAUGGAGUGAAUCGUGGGAUAGUCGGAAGAAUAUUUAUUAUUUUUUUUGCAGUUAGGAUAAGUGCUAAUCGAAGGCGGUGGAUUCAUGUAUUUCCUGUUGACAAACUUGGCAGAGCAAAACUUUCCCAUCAUUACGUUGCCGGAAAAAGCAUCGUACAUGUGGAACAAAUUGAAGAGCCGUCAGUCAAUGGAAAAAAUGCAGUUGGAGGGUUUGUUGACAUAGCCACUCAGAAGCCUAUAACUCCCCAGCACAGCCCGGUAGACUUAUUUAUAGCCAACAGUUCAUAUUCUUAUAGAGUUCCUGGACAGGGCGCUGGUGGCAAAAAAUUUGUUUGGGCGUGGGGGUCGACAGGGGAGGAAAAAUGGGAUCCAAAUGUUGAAAUUGGUAUUGAUUGGAAGUCGCUCGUACGGUCUGGCCUUCUUCCUUUGACAACGGAUUUCUUUCCUGAUGGGCGUAGCCUACAGAUGGACUACGUAAUCAAAGAACAUCAGUUGCCAGUGGAGCCAGAAACAGUUCGAGAGUGGUUUUCUGAGAGUCGUAAAAACAUCAGUGUGGAGGAAUUACGCUCAUUUGUUUUUGAUCAGUUGAUAUGUCAACGUUUACAACGUGGCUUUCAAAUUAUUCUUUUGAAGAAGAAAAUAAUUCAUUCAGCAAUAGAUGCAUCUGUCAAUUCAGAAAUGGUAUGCAAAGACAUUCAUUUCUACAAGCCCAGAAAUGCAAAAGAACGGUCUCGAGAAUGUUUUCUGUCUUUUAGCAGUACUUAUCACCAUCUCUAUCUAGAGGGCGACAUCAUUACUGUAGCACAGUAUACACCGAAAACUGCUCAAUUUGAUGAACAGAGUCCAGACUUGGAAAGAAGAACAUAUGACUAUUGCUUUCAAGUACCGGAUAUAAACGAUUAUGAUUGCAAUAGUGUUGUGUAA
Molecule: messenger RNA, 3135 nt
Organism: Enterobius vermicularis (human pinworm)
Lineage: Eukaryota; Metazoa; Nematoda; Chromadorea; Rhabditida; Oxyuridae
Source: the annotation of a GenBank genome assembly